Molecule: messenger RNA, 1556 nt
Organism: Strongylocentrotus purpuratus (purple sea urchin)
Lineage: Eukaryota; Metazoa; Echinodermata; Echinoidea; Camarodonta; Strongylocentrotidae
Gene: atpsckmt
Product: ATP synthase subunit C lysine N-methyltransferase
Exons: 3
Coding region: 91-801 (236 amino acids)
Biological process (GO): positive regulation of proton-transporting ATP synthase activity, rotational mechanism; regulation of mitochondrial ATP synthesis coupled proton transport; peptidyl-lysine trimethylation
Cellular component (GO): mitochondrion
Molecular function (GO): protein-lysine N-methyltransferase activity
Source: RefSeq, a predicted model, not a curated record
GCUGCUGCGCUGCGGAUACACAUGUGUUUACUUUGGUCGACCCUUACCUUUACUUUAUGAUCUUUCGGACUGUCCUACACAUUUUAUUUUAUGGCAGAUGUAAGAGAACCGAAGAAGAGCGGUAAAUCAAAAUCCAAUGGGAGAUGGAAAAAAGGACUUGUAAUUCUUGGUGUAACUGGGGCGGUAGUUGGAGGACUAUAUGCCGUCGCAACCCCGUUUAUUCUACCUGCCUUUCGCCGGAUUUGCUUGCCUUACGUCCCCGCCACGACGGCGCAAGUUGACAAUGUGUUUUCGGUCCUCAAGAGGGCCGCGGCUUCUAAUCCAACAUUGGAUGUAGUAUGUGGGACUGGGGAGAAAAAGAUGUUGGUGGACUUGGGCAGUGGAGACGGGAGAAUCGUAAUCACUGGAGCGAAGCAUGGGUAUCAGGGUGUCGGAUAUGAGCUUAAUCCAUGGCUUGUUUGGUAUUCAAGAAUCGCUUCUCGUCAAGCAGGAACAAAGGAGAGAACAUCAUUCCAUCGUACCAACCUCUGGAAUGUCGACCUUAGCAAAUUUGAUGUCAUCGUCAUAUUUGGAGUAUCACAAAUGAUGGCUGCUCUAGAAACCAAGAUUUCUUCUGAGAUGAAGCCGAACGCAUCAGUUGUGGCCUGUCGUUUCCCAAUCCCUAACUGGGAGCCGCAUUUAUGUGAAGGAGCGGGAGUGGAUGAAGUGUGGUUAUACAAGGCAUCCAAUAAUCCUCAUAAUGGGACAGAUGUAAGAACUGAUUUGUCAUCAUCUCAUAUACAGGAGUCUUCCAAAACAUGAGAGAAGGAAGAAUAUACAGUUAAACCUGCUUUAGUGACCACCUGUCUACAUUAAGCCCAUUUUUUGUCUCCCUUGAAAAUGGUUUCUCAUUGAAACAUGUACUAAAUGCACCUGUCUACAAAGACCACUUUUUGUGUUUCCCUUGGGCGGUCGCUGUAGACAGGUUUGACUGUAUAUGAAGGAGAUUUAUGAUAGGAAAAGGGGAAGAUGAAGUUUGGUUAUUCAUGGUGUCACAUCUUGCAAUAGAACAAAUCAAACUUAAUUUGUGUAGUGUACUAGUGUUAUCAAAUAAUGAUACAAUGUCACGUCGCUUCCAAAGAGCAUUGUAGAUGAUUACCCCAGCUUAGCUCCGAUAGCAGUUAUCAGCUCACAGUGAAUCUUAAGGAUUAACUCUUCCAGACAGUCCUACUCAUGUACCGUCUUGCAUAAUGGUGCAUACCCGUAGUCAAUUCAAUUCAUCGGAUGUACAUGCGAUCAAAUGCAAGCAACCUCACAAGAACAUUCUCGGAUAUUACCGUGUGCAUUGUCUCAAAAUUCCACAAGAAGAGAGGUUGCUUCAGAGAAGUGCCAUUUUGAUGGCAGACACGGGGAGACAGGGAACAGGUUGAUAGUAAAAGGACUUCAUUGCUGUAAAAUGUAUGGUCCUUAAAAGAGAGCUAUGGUUGUGUAUGGCAUCAAAAAGAGAAGAAAAAACGAUACGCAAUAUGCAUGUAUUAUGUAGAUAUGAAUACAUUCUAUUAAAAAAUUGAAAGAAA